AUGAAUCAAUUACCUUUAUAUAUACAAUCGAUUAUAUUAUUUAAAUUUAAUCCUCAUUUUGGUUUGAAUGAUACAAGAACCAAAGUACAAUUAUCUCAUGAGGAUACCUAUUGUAUCUCUGCAUCACGUACAUUGUCGAGGAGUAGUGUAGCUCCAUUGUUUCUAGUCUCUAAACAUUGGUUUAGUGUACUUUCUACGAUGGCUUCUCGUACAGUAUCUCUGAUUACCAUCGGUGGAAUGAACAGCCAUCUCUCAUCACCACAUUCGUUUCUCUCACUUGAAAGUAUACAAACACUUCAAAUCACAAACAAUAAUAUCGAUGAAACAAACAUCGAAUCGGUACUAAAGUUGUUGAAUCACAUGACAUCACUCGUAUGCAUACAAUUCAGUAACGCAUCACAAUCCUAUGAUAUCAAAGCUAUCAUAUCUCUAUUGAAACAAGGCGGCAUCAAUAAGAAGAUCAAAUUUAAAGGUUUAAUUUGGUUAUAUCAACAAGAAAUAGAUCAAUUCAAUCAUAAUUAUGAUAAAGACGAAUUGGAGAUUGUGGAGUUAUUGUUUCACCAUUCUUUUGAUGAUCAGAGAUACUUUCAGAUUGUAGAGAAUGUGAGACCGACAACUGUCAAUUGUUAUACAUCUGGUAAUGCAUGUAUGUCAUAUGACCGACUUUUUAGAAUAGAUAGUAUCACCGACCUCGAUGUGACUAGCACUCCUGUCCCAUUCAAAUUUAUAAACGUUGCAUUGCAAUCAAAGUCACUUUUAUCACUCAGACUAAAGGCACCCGUACACACUUGGUUUCAAGAGUCUGCACCAACCGUCUCGAUUGACUGCAACUUGACCAUGCAACAGUAUUCAGUGGCAAGAUCACGUCAUGGUACAAGUGACUAUGGGUUUGUUAAAACGAUCGACACGGAAACUGUCAAUCCAUCAUUGAUAGAAUUUUCAAGACUAUUACAUACCAAUCAAACAUUGACACGUCUUGAAUUCAAAUCAUAUUGUACUCGUGAUCACACUAGUAGUAGUAGUGGUGGCAGUGGCAGUGAUGAGUCAAGGUACUCUCCAAACAAAAUACUCACCGAUUGUUUUGCCACUCUGUUUGAGAAUAAUCAAACAUUAAAACAUCUCAGUUUGGCAGAGGUUGAUUAUUUGGAUCAAAGAUUCUUUUCAUCCCUUGCCACCUGUAAAUCUUUACAAUCUCUUGCCAUUUUAUUUAGUGACUCUACCCAUCAAUUCAAAAAACAGAGUGUCGAAUGGAUCUCUCAAUCAUUGCCGUUCAACAAAUCACUCAUUCUUUUAGAUUUACAUUUAUCCAAUUCUACUACCGAUACCAACCUUUUAGAAUCAUUAACCAAUAUUCCAAAUAGAAAUUAUUUAGUAAUUUUCAACUUAUAUAUAUCUCCUCAAAAAGAUCAAGUUUAA
This is a messenger RNA of Cavenderia fasciculata, 1416 nucleotides long. RefSeq lists its product as uncharacterized. The coding region runs from base 1 to 1416 and encodes 471 amino acids. The transcript has 3 exons. The record is from RefSeq and is a predicted model, not a curated record. Lineage: Eukaryota; Evosea; Eumycetozoa; Acytosteliales; Cavenderiaceae.